Messenger RNA from Aspergillus homomorphus CBS 101889, 1638 nucleotides. RefSeq lists its product as uncharacterized. The record is from RefSeq and is a predicted model, not a curated record. The transcript has 5 exons. The coding region runs from base 1 to 1638 and encodes 545 amino acids. Lineage: Eukaryota; Fungi; Ascomycota; Eurotiomycetes; Eurotiales; Aspergillaceae.
AUGGAUAUGGCCAUCGGGUCGAGUAUCCGGGAGCUUAGGGUAGUUUGUUUCGACGUCGUUGUGGCUGGACUCAGCAUCCAUUCCAUGCGGCCGAUGGCUGCAGAGGCACCAUCGUCUACAACUCCGGAUGUGUCACCGUCAUCCGUUUACUUAUCACAGAGUGUACCGACACCUCGCAUCUCGUCUUCGUUGCCAUCGUCAAAGGAUUUCACCAACAGAGUAUUUUCUUUCACUUCAGAUACCCACGGUCCGGCUAAUGAACAGGCAGCUACCCCACUAGUUGCAUCCGGGUCUCGGCCCUAUACGGGCCCUCCUCAGGGAGCCAAAAGCGAGACCAGUGGCACCCGAUUAUCUCAUCCAUCUUUGAUAGCGAUGGGGGCUUCCAGAGUUCAUCACAGCGCUGAUGGCACCAGUGCUAUUAUGAUAGGUCCAGUGAAUACGUAUUAUACACUUCAGACAGGUUCUACUGCCUUCGAACGCUUGAUUCAGCCCACACAACUAUCUCAGUCACCUAGCCUGUGCACUACCCCAUCGUCACUAAUUCCUGGAGAUGCUGCACAAGAUAUCAAUACAUCCUCUAUCCCCCAGUUAGCAUUGGAUCCUCAGGGCACUAUCCAGCUACACUAUCCCCAUGGUUCAGCGUCUUUUUCAUGGCAGCAUACCGAAUUCAUCCCGUACGAGGAUUAUCAACGAACAAGCAUGCCCGAGUCUAAUCAAGUAGUGACGACACAAGAGAUUCCUUACGGCUCCAAAGGUGGAGUGACAGCGACAGGUCCAACUAGGGCCCAAGGAAUCAUCAUGCCUAUCACUCACUCAAAAGAAAAUUCGGACAGCAGUUUACCGAGUGAUCACAGAGCCGUACUUCAUAUGCCGACAACAAGUACCAUGUACAGAACGGAACAUCUGAGCAUUGAGUUAGGAGCCCAUUCACUCUCGCCCGCGGAGUUAAACCAGCCAUUUCUAUUACAAGGCCCCAGCGAUUGGAAACAACCCUCUUCAACAGAAUACGUGGACGUCACCGCGGGAACACUAGUGGGUCAUGGCGUUCUUCCAAUGACUUUCACGCCAAAACCCUCAAUUGAAGGACAAUCUGGAGUGAAGCCAUUCGUCAAAACCUCUUCUAUAGAGAGUGGGUUAGAUUCGUUCCAAAUUACUUCCCCGGCGGCCAACGGCUAUCUUUUUCUCCAAGACCGGGUGAUAGCUUCGAAGUCGACGGCGAUUGCGGUUGCUACUUUGGCAGCGGAAAUUUCUAUCAGCAUAACAACAGAUGCGGACAGUGCGGUGCAGACGGAUUCCGUCGUGCAGCAAGGCCAAGCUUUCGCUACAACACCACAAGUUCAGGGCUUACAGAGGCUGACAAAGGCUGUCAUCCAGCAAGCCGAUUUCUCUGCUACUACUCCGACACACAGGUCAUAUUCAGAAAGCAGAAAUCCAUCCGCAUCGGACCAGCGUGACCGAAGAAUGUCUGGGAAAGCCAUCGGCGCGGUGGUAGGGGCAGUUGCUGGCGGGGCUUGUGGCUUCCUUGGCAUAUUUGCCAUCGUAGUGCGCCAGCGAAAGAGAAAGCGCCAUAGAAUCUGGAUCAGCAACCAGUAUUGGAAUGAUCCAAACCGUUCGUACAUUUCGUUUGGGUCCAUGUAA